ACCAUUUCACUUACUUGUUUGGUCCCUCCUAAUUCCUCUCUUUCAAGCAAACUCAAACAAAACUAAGCUAAGGUACUACAACAAUUCAACCAUCUAUCUUUGCUUGAUCCAUUUCAAUUGAUUUUCCACUCUUUAUUCCCCUCCCAUGAGUGUUUACUUGGCCGGAAAGAUCCGAUCCCGGGCCACCCAUAAGUUGUUUUGAAUUCCCGCUACUUCCGAGCUAAUUCCAAUGUCAAGCCCGCCAUCGAAAGCUGAUUCCUACUCGUCGCCGCACCUCACAAUCCUUCUGAUCAUCAUACUGAUCGUGUUCUUCUUGCUAACUGCCUUCUUUGUCUGCCUUUGCAAGUGCUUCAUGGAGAGCCUAUUCACUAAUUGGCGUCUCCAGAGCAGCCCAACCGUGAAUGUAGUGGUCGUGAACCCUAGCCCGGGGCUCGACCCGUCCGUGGUACAGUCCUUCCCUACGUUCGUGUAUGCAAACGUGAAGGACCUGAGGCAGGAGAAAUACGGCCUGGAAUGCGCCAUAUGCUUGCUGGAAUUCGAGGACGAGAGCGUCCUUCGGCUUUUGACCUUCUGCUACCACGUCUUCCACCAGGAGUGCAUUGAUCUCUGGCUCGAGUCUCACAAGACCUGCCCGGUUUGCCGCCAGGACCUCACCCUGCCUCCAGAGAAAAUGCUUGAGAGGUCUCCGGUUAUUGCCCGGGACCGAGACAAUGUCAGUGCCAUGCCCAGCAUCAGGGAAAGCAGCAACGAGUCAUUAGAAGACGCUGUGAGUAUCGAUAUCAGAGAUGGCGAAGAAGAAAGAGGAGAUGAAGGCAGAACGCAAAGUGCCGAGCGGGCAAUAAACAUUAGAGGACUAGAAGAGGUCGAGAGGUUCCCUAGGUCUCAUUCGACGGGGCACUCCAUAGCGAGAAAUAAUGGCGCAAGCGUAGACAAGUACACUUUGAGAUUUCCCGAUCACGUGAAGGUGAAAAUCACCCGGGGGCACACUGGAAGUUGUAUAACUUUCGGUGAGAUUACAGCUUGUAACGAGAGAACCAGGACUGGAGGAUUCGGCGAAGUUUCAGGAUCUUCCAAAUAGGCAUAAUCAAUAGAGUACAUCAGCAGACUCUCAUCGCGGCUUUCCGAGGCCUCCCUCCGGGGUGUAUUUUCCUAUCCGAAUAGGGCUCACAACGAUUUUCAUAUAUAGACAUCUUUAUCUAGAGAAGGACAUAGAGGAUGUUGUCAAUCAGAUGGUUUUGCACUCGAGUUUUUCUGUUACGAAUUGGCCAUCUUAUUCGAAGAUGGCUCAACGAUUAUCGAUUAACCAAAAACAGUUUCAUCAGAAAGCUGGAACCAUAGGAAACGCAUUUCCCUUCUGUCUAUGUAUAGGCUGAGCUACAAUCUGAUGAUCAGAUCAACUAAUCCGGUCAUUUAUAUCAAGUCAUUGAUCAUAAAUUUCUCUCAUACAGCUGA
Molecule: messenger RNA, 1452 nt
Organism: Punica granatum (pomegranate)
Lineage: Eukaryota; Viridiplantae; Streptophyta; Magnoliopsida; Myrtales; Lythraceae
Source: RefSeq, a predicted model, not a curated record